AUGGUGAGGGACGAUUUGUACGUAUCAGUGCCUAGUUAUUUUAGGUGCCCGAUUUCUCUUGAUGUGAUGAAAUCCCCUGUCAGUCUGUGCACGGGUGUGACGUAUGACCGAACCAGCAUCCAGCGAUGGUUGGAUGGUGGUAACAACACCUGCCCCGCCACCAUGCAGGUGCUUCAGACAAAGGAACUUGUCCCCAACCAUACUCUACAACGUCUUAUCAAGAUCUGGACUGAGUCUGACUCGGUCCAAACUCGGCCUCUAAACGUACAGCCACCACAUCAACCCAGCUCAGUGUCGCUCACUGAAGACCAGGUUCGUCAACUCAUCAACCAACUUGAAAAUGAGCUUCAGAAGAUUGAUAAGGAUUCUAGUUUCCAAGUCCAUACAAUCCCAUCCAGAAUUUCGAGGCUGAUUUUAUUCGCAAAGGAAGUGGAAGACAAUGGCAAGUUCUUAGCCUCAGCCGGCGCUAGGCUUUUACCAUUGCUUAUUGCAGCUCUUGGCAAUAAAAAAUUGGUGAAAGAUCUUGAGGUUUUGGAGAAAUUUGUUCAGUUUUGUAAUAUAAUCUUACAACAGCCAGUAAAAACUGAUUCGGUAGAAGGACGAUCAAAUUCCCCUUCGACUACGAAAAUUGAUAUUGGGAAAGAUUUCAAAUCUUCAAUGAUUAUGGGACUUUCACAAGGGAGAUCAGGGUUAAGAAUCGCAAUUGCCAAACUUCUCGAAAUCACAUCCAAUUUGUAUUUGGAAGUGAAGAAUUUGAUAUCAGAAGAUGAUGAAAUAUACUCAGAAUUACUAAGAUUAAUAUCCACUUUGGAUUGCAAUCCAGAUGCCAUGGAUUCUUCACUGUCUUGUUUAAUCUCUCUAGCAUUGGCAAAGAGAAACCGGGCUAAAAUCGUGCGCAAUGGCGGCAUAGGAGUGUUGGCAAAAGCUCUAUCUGAAUCAGAAUUGAGCGUUCCACUGACAGAAAAAGUGCUUAAACUCGUUGAAAUGGUGUCGACUUGUAAAGAAGGGAGAGUGGAGAUUUGUAGGAAUGAAAUUUGUGUAGAGGAAAUCGUGAAGAAGGUUUUGAAAGUGUCGAAUGUGGCAACUGAGCACGCAGUGACAAUAUUGUGGAGUUUGUGUUGCUUGUUUGGGGAUAAAAAGGCACAAGAAUGUGUGACAAAGAGCAAUGGAAUGACCAAGAUUUUGGUGCUUAUGCAGAGCAAUUGUUCGUUAGCAGUUAGGCAUAUGUCGAGUGAUUUGCUUAAGAUUUUCCGAUACAAAUCCAAAUCUUGUUUUCUUUCUUGUUACGAUACUAAGACUACUCAUAUCAUGCCAUUUUGA
This is a messenger RNA of Fraxinus pennsylvanica, 1320 nucleotides long. Lineage: Eukaryota; Viridiplantae; Streptophyta; Magnoliopsida; Lamiales; Oleaceae. The record is from the annotation of a GenBank genome assembly.